AUGGCUCCUCAACUUCAACAGCCCCUGAACACCAACCUGUCACGGCAUCGCCAGCUUUCGCCGACGGCGGCCGUCCAAGCCGGCCAGUCUGAGGAAUGGGUUGGCGAAUGGCUCUAUUCGCGCGGUGUUCGCGAUGAAAUUGUGCUUGCUACCAAGUACAGCAGUGCCUAUCAGCUGCACGAUAAGUCGAAACUUCAAUCAAACUACGGCGGCAACAGCACCGAGUCAUUAAAGCACUCGGUCGCACGAUCUUUGAAGGUCCUCCAGACGACCUACUUCGACACUCUGUACCUCUCCUGGUGGGACUAUUCCACUUCCAUCCCGGAGGUUCACUAUUUGGGCAUUUCGGACAUCCCGGCCUGGGUUGUAGCCAAAGCAAACCAGUACGCUCGCCUGUCAGGACUCCGACAAUUUGUCGUGUAUCAAGGCAAGUGGUCCGCUUCGUUGCGCGAUUUUGAGCGAGAGAUUGUCCCCAUGUGCAUCGACGAAGGCAUGGGCCUCUGCCCCUGGGGUGUCCUCAACCCCGGCCGGUUCCAGACGGAGGAAGGCUUCAAGGAGCGCGAGAAGCACAACCCUGGGAGACAAAAAAGGUGCUGA
Colletotrichum spaethianum is the source of this 597-nucleotide messenger RNA. Its product is annotated as norsolorinic acid reductase B. The transcript is spliced from 3 exons. Bases 1 to 597 code for a protein of 198 amino acids. Lineage: Eukaryota; Fungi; Ascomycota; Sordariomycetes; Glomerellales; Glomerellaceae. The record is from RefSeq and is a predicted model, not a curated record.